Molecule: messenger RNA, 1743 nt
Organism: Motacilla alba alba
Lineage: Eukaryota; Metazoa; Chordata; Aves; Passeriformes; Motacillidae
Gene: CFDP1
Product: craniofacial development protein 1
Exons: 7
Coding region: 232-1095 (287 amino acids)
Source: RefSeq, a predicted model, not a curated record
CCCCCGCGCUGCCAUGGGAACGGCUGUGGGCCGCAAGGAUCGCUGGGAGUCCCCGGUGUGGCCGGUGGGACGCUCUGGCCCGCUGGCGGACUCUCGUCGCUGCUCCCCGUGCGCGGCGGCGCCUCGGAGGCGCGGCUGUUCUUCCCGUCCGCCAGGGGGAGCCCGCGGGCGGCAGCGGCGCUCUGGGCGGCGGCGGGCGGGAGCAGCGAGGCGGCGGGGCCGGGCCGCAGCAUGGCGGGGUCGGGGUCGGAGUCGGAGCAGGAGCAGUACUCCUCGGCCGAGGAUGACGACUAUGUGCCCUCGGGUGCGGAGUACAGCGAGGAUGAUGAGAGCGAGCUGGUGCGGGAGGAGGAGCCGGCGGACAGCCCGCGGCCGCCCCGCGGCAGGAGGAGCCCCCGCCGCCCCGCCAGCAGGAAGAGGAAGAAAGGCGGUCUCUUGCUAGAGGCAGAUGAGAAAGAGGAAGAAAAAGCCCAGCAGAAUGGAGAGGAGCAGAAAGAGGAGGAAGUGGAUGAUGUAGAGCAAACAGAAAGAAGCAGAGAAGAAGAAGAAAAAAAGAAGGAGGAUGCUCUUUGGGCCAGUUUCCUCAGUGAUGUAGGACAGAAGCCCAAAGCUGCCACACAAGGGACACAAAUCAAGAAGACUGAAGAAGAGAACAGUGGGAAUAAGCCUCAGGAGAAGCCAAAAGAUUCAGGAAAAGUGACAAUCACCAAAACGUUCGAUUUUGCUGGUGAGGAAAUCAAGGUGACUAAAGAAGUAGACUCAAACUCAAAAGAAGCUAAAUCUUUUCUGAAGCAGCAAGAGAAACUGCAGUCAGCAGCUCCAGCUUCCUUGCCGACAGUCUCGGGGGUGAAGAGGCCAAGCGGUAUGAGCAGCCUCCUGGGGAAGAUCGGUGCCAAAAAGCAGAAGAUGAGCACACUGGAGAAAUCUAAACUGGACUGGGAGAACUUCAAGGAGGAGGAGGGGAUUGUGGAGGAGCUGGCAAUCCAUAACCGAGGAAAAGAUGGGUACAUCGAGAGGAAAGCGUUCCUGGAGCGUGUGGAUCACAGGCAGUUCGAAAUCGAACGCGACAUCAGACUGAGCAGGAUGAAGCCCUGACAUGCUGGGGGUGGCCAUGGGGGAUUUUGCUCCCUUCUGUGCCCCAGGGCUGGCUGGGGGCUGCCAGCCACCGACGACCACCAAGCACAGAAACUGUUCUCUACCCAAGACUCAGCCUGUACUGUCUCAACGUACAGGCUUUUCCUUUUACUGUAAUAGUUUGGGGAGGGUAUUUGUCAGUGGACAGGAGGCACUUUGAGGGUUAAAUGGCCCAGCAGCUGAUAGAAGACACUGGUGUAAUUCUGGCAACAACUUUGCAAGGAGAAGAGGUGGUGGCACCCAUCCAUUACCAAUCCCAGGUGCUUCUGGCAGCAGGAGGAGCCGGGGAGAGUACUGGCAUGUUUGGUGGUGAGAGUGGAGCUGCAGGAAGGUUUCAUGGCUGCUGUGCAUAUUCAAGCUGUGGGCUGGAGCCCUUCUGCUUGCUGUGCCAGCCCCGCAGCACUCCCUGCCCCUCCGCCCUCUGCUCCUGUCCAGACAAAGCCAAACUGUCUGUACUUGUUUGUGGGGUCUGAUGAUGCUCGGGGGGGUUAAGCAAGCUGGUGAAGAAAUCCUUCCUUGUUCAUGCUGUCAAGAAGAUGGGAGCAGCUGCAGCAGGCAGGAAGGGCCAGGAUCUGAGUGUUCACGUGAAUAAAGUAUUCCAUCCCAACA